UCUGAAGUACAAAGAUCGCCGUAUGUUAAUGUAAUCGUUUGGUAUAUUUAAUUUUGCCUGGAUUCCACUAUGCUGACGUCUUUGGUUUAUCCCGACUGUAUUUCAAGUGGUCAGUCCGACGCUGCGAUAAGUAACUAUUCUUUCUUCUCUUCCGUCAUCUCAACUUGUUGUAGAGUCAACCACUGCAGGGACAAUGACUCAAGACACAUCUCCAGGCUGUGUAAGGGCUAUUUGACCAAGAAGCAGAGUGAUGGAGUGCUGCAUCAGAUGACCUGGCCGCCACAAUCCUCCAACCUCAACCCAAUUUUGAUGGUUUGGGAUGAGUCUAACUGCAGAGUGAUGGAAAAGCAGCCAGCAAGUGCUCAGCAUAUGUGGGAACUUCUUCAACGACUGUUGGAAAAGCAUUCCAGGACUUUUAUGAAUACCGGUAAGCAACAAAAGCCAGUGCUAACAGGCCAGCGGUUCAAGACCAGGAAAAGGGAUGAAAAGGAGAAGUUUGAGCCCACAGUUUUUAGAGACACAAUUAUUCUGGGCCUCAACGAAGCAGGAGGGGACCUCGAUGCUGUAGCCAAGUUCCUGGACGUUACCGGGUCCCGACUCGACUACCGUCGCUAUGCCGACACUCUCUUCGACAUCCUCAUCGCGGGGAGCAUGCUCGCUCCCGGUGGGACGCGCAUUGACGAGGGGGACAAGACCAAGGUGACAGAACACUGUGUGUUUACCACCAAGGAGAACCAUGCCAACCUCCGCCACUAUGCUCAGGUUUUUAACAAGCUUAUCAGGAGGUACAAGUACCUGCAGAAUGCCUUCGAGGAGGAAAUCAAAAAGCUUCUGCUGUUCCUGAAGGCAUUCAGCGAAUCAGAGCAGACCAAGCUGGCUAUGUUGACUGGUAUCCUAUUGGCUAACAGCACUCUGCCCCCACCCAUCCUCACCAGCCUCUUCAGUGACAAUGUUGUCAAGGAAGGUAUCUCUGCAUCCUUUGCGGUGAAGAUGUUCAAGGCAUGGAUAUCUGAGAAAGAUGCCAAUGCAGUCACCUCAGCCCUGAGGAAGGCUAACCUGGAUAAGAAACUCCUGGAGUUGUUUCCUGCCAACAAGCAGAACAUGGAGCACUUCUCAAAGUACUUCAAUGAGGCGGGGCUGAAGGAGCUGUCAGACUUUAUGCGUGUGCAGCAGUCUCAGGGAACACGCAAGGAGCUGCAGAAAGAACUGCAGGAGCGCCUCUCUCAGGACUGCCCCAUACGAGAGAUGGUGGUGUACGUGAAGGAGGAGAUGAAGAGGAGUGCUCUCCAGGAGCAGGCUGUGAUUGGUCUGCUGUGGAACAUUCUCAUGAAUGCUGUGGAGUGGAACAAGAAGGAGGAGUUGGUCACCGAGCAAGCCCUCAAACACCUUAAACACUAUGCCCCCCUGCUAGCAGCGUUCAGCACCCAGGGCCAGUCAGAGCUGGUGCUCCUGCUGAGGAUCCAGGAGUACUGCUAUGACAAUAUCCACUUCAUGAAGUCCUUCUCCAAGAUAGUGGUGCUCUUCUACAAAGCUGAUGUGUUGAGUGAGGAGGCCAUUCUGAGGUGGUACAAAGACACUCACACCACCAAAGGGAAAGGUGUCUUUGUCGAGCAGAUGAAGAAGUUUGUUGAGUGGCUGCAAAAUGCAGAAGAAGAGUCCGAGUCUGAGGGAGAGGAGGACUAGCAGACCAACCCAACAAGGAGUCUAACUCUGACGGCUGCUGCAUCCUGUGGCCUGUAUAUGUCAAUCAGCCUGUAGUCCCCAUCUCGUAUUUUUAGAAGAUUUGCUAGACUAUCAUAUUAAUGUGGUUCCUGAUACAUUCAAGAUAAAUACUUAUCCAGGCAUUGUAAGAAGUAUGAGAUAAUGUGUGCUGUGUGACUGCAAUAAAAAACAACCUGGAACACACCCAUCCAUAUUACCGAACCGACCAGGGGUCCUAGACUCCUCAAUCACAGUGCAACCCUCAGUGAAAAACCACGGGACCUCCCGACUCAACUUCAGGAGGAUAGGAGACUAGAUGUCAUCUAUCAAUAAAAACGACCUGGGACACGCCCAUCCAUAUUGCCUAACCGACCAGGGGUCCUAGACUUCUCAAUCACAGUGCAACCCUCAGUGAAAAACCACGGGACCUCCCGACUCAACUUCAGGAGGAUAGGAGACUAGAUGUCAUCUAUCAAGACCACCCAUCUGUGAUAUUUAAGCUUUUUUUUUUUUUUUUAAGGAUUGGAUUAAUUAGAGGUCAGUCAGUGAACUCCCUUUACCAAUGUUGUUCAGGUUUAGAGAGGAAGUCAAGACCUCAAUAUGCAGUAGAUUGUCAUCCUCGUUUUAUGAAAACUCAACUUUGUGUAACUUGGCAAUGCUUUAAUCUUUUUAUUAAUAAAGUGUUUUAUAUGUAUUCACUGGUUUAGUAUUGUUUCUGUGUUGUAUUCUUAAAUAAACUUAAGUAAAUAAGG
Messenger RNA from Oncorhynchus nerka (sockeye salmon), 2453 nucleotides. Its product is annotated as eIF5-mimic protein 1-like. Gene Ontology annotation, molecular function: protein binding; nucleic acid binding. NCBI's taxonomy places the organism in Eukaryota, Metazoa, Chordata, Actinopteri, Salmoniformes, Salmonidae. The transcript is spliced from 13 exons. Bases 70 to 1683 code for a protein of 537 amino acids. The record is from RefSeq and is a predicted model, not a curated record. Gene Ontology annotation, cellular component: cytoplasm; membrane.